UUCUUUUCUGAUCUUUUCAGUUUUUCCUAGGGUUUCAAGAAUCAUCAGAAUCGAAAUAGAAAUGGGAGGAGGUGGAGUUAUCAGAGCUGCAACAAAAGUUGCAGGCUUAGGCGUUAAUAGAGGUUUCCGUGGAGCUUUGCAAGAAAAAUCAGCGACAACAACAGUAGCCGCAACGAAAAAAUUCUCGAAACCCAACUCUGAGUCGAUCUCCACUGAAAAAACCCAAGAAAGUAACUCUGUUAUCACUUGUUUAUCAUCGGAAAAUUGUAAUAUUAAAUCUGCAUGCGCAAUCGAGUCACUAUCUUGGAGGAUUGAUGAUUGGGAAUUCACCGAUGGAGAAGAAGAGGUUUUGCUAUCGGAAUCCUCUCCCAUGCCUAGAGUUAUCUUUGGAGGUGUUCCUACUCUUGAAGAAGCUGAAGAAGCUACUUCUGAACUUAAAGAGGCAUUAGACUUGGAGAUGAAUUCGUCCAUUAUCAGUAAACAGCAUGAGUUAGAAUUGGCAGACACCAAGGCUUGUGUUACCAGUGAUACUGAGGUGGGCUUUUGUUCGGAGUCGAAACCUGUUUUUCAGGCAUUCGCAUUGCUAAAAGAAAGUCCCGAGGCUCAGAGUGUUGUUGCUUCGCUGGCCUCGGACAAAAAUUUGUGGGAUGCGGUGCUGCGAAAUGAGAAGGUGAUGCAGUUCAUCAAAUCGCGACAGACUAUUAACGAAUGCCAUGACGAUCAGACAUCCUCCAAGAACUUUAAGGGCGAUGAAGACGAUACAAAGCAUUCACAAGCCUCUGAAAAUGCGUUUAUGUCAUCCAUACAGAACCUAAAGUUUGCAGUGAUGGACAUGAUGAAUAAUGUGUCCCAUUUCUUUCAAGACUUAUUUGGAGGUCUGCUGGGGCCAGAUAACGAUGUCUCAUUAGAUGGCAAUGGAAAUGCCAGUGCUGCAAGCAACAUGGACAAAGUCAUUGGGGCCUCUUUCAUGGGUCUGGCUGUUAUGGUGAUUAUGGUAGUUGUGCUUAAGCGUGGAUAAAAUGUUUGCAGUGCCACUAGAUAUUUACAUGAAUCUGCCGACAACCCAAACGUAACAUUUCAUACAAGACAAACUUUCGAGAUGCGACGUUUUUAAGGUACAGUAGGUUAUAAUAGUAUGCUCGUCUCGUUGUACACUUCAAAAUACAUUUGCAACUAUUAGUUCUUUUGUCAUCAAUUUACCUUAGCAAAGCAUUCCCUUUGAACUAACUAAUACACUGGAGUUUUUAGUUUUUUUUCUUAUUUGAUUUAAUGCUCCCCACCUA
Papaver somniferum (opium poppy) is the source of this 1283-nucleotide messenger RNA. RefSeq lists its product as uncharacterized. The record is from RefSeq and is a predicted model, not a curated record. The transcript has 4 exons. Bases 62 to 1018 code for a protein of 318 amino acids. Lineage: Eukaryota; Viridiplantae; Streptophyta; Magnoliopsida; Ranunculales; Papaveraceae.